GGGUGGGAGGCCGCCCGGAGACCCGGAUGGAAACCUGGCGCGGUCGGGGCGGAGGGUGCGGCGGGAGAGCGCGUCUCUCCGCGCUACGCGGGUUCUGCUCAGGGUUCCGACCCGAGGUUCCGACGCCCCCAACUGGGCAGCAGGCUGAGCGGGGUGCAGAACUGAAGCCUCGCCGUGACCUGCUCUGCCCAGGGUCGAGCGGAGCCCCGUCGCCCGCGCCCCGUCACGCGCGGCCCCCAGUACGCGGCCCCCAGGGCCGAGCUGCGCGUGCGCCCCGCGCCGCCGCCGCAGGAUGUUGUGAUUGCUAAGUACACGAAGGAGCAAGUGAAAGCUGUGAGUUUCUCAACACAAGAAAGCCUCUUAGGCGAUAGUAGAGGUUCCAAACACCGUUGGCACUAUCAUCACCUCACUUGACAAAAGGCUGAAGCUCAACUCUUUGAACUUCAAAAUCAUGAAUCUUCUGUCUUAAAUGGGCUCAUAUAGCAGCACAAUUCCGCAGCAUCAUUGGAAUACUGCCUGAGCGUUUUUGUGUGCCAUGUCGAAGAAACGUAAAUGGGAUGAUGACUAUGUACGUUACUGGUUCACCUGUACGACGGAAGUCGAUGGAACUCAGCGUCCGCAGUGUGUGUUGUGUAACUCCGUAUUUUCAAAUGCUGAUCUCAGACCAUCAAAACUGUCAGACCAUUUUAACAGACAGCAUGGUGGCGUGGGUGGACAUGACCUCAACAGCCUGAAGCACGUGCCAGCCCCGUCUGACCAGAGUGAAACGUUGAAAGCAUUUGGAGUUGCAUCUCAUGAGGAUGCCUUAUUGCAGGCAUCAUAUCAGUUUGCAUAUUUAUGUGCCAAAGAGAAGAAUCCUCACACAAUAGCUGAAAAAUUAGUGAAACCUUGUGCGUUGGAAAUAGCUCAAAUAGUUUUGGGACCAGAUGCACAAAAGAAGCUUCAGCAGGUACCCUUAUCAGAUGAUGUGAUCCACUCCAGAAUUGAUGAAAUGAGCCAGGACAUCUUACAGCAAGUUCUAGAAGAUAUCAAAGCCAGUCCUCUUAAAGUGGGUAUUCAGCUUGCUGAGACCACAGACAUGGACGACUGCAGCCAGCUAAUAGCAUUUGUGCGAUACAUAAAAGAAAGAGAGAUCAUAGAAGAAUUCCUGUUCUGUGAACCCUUGCAGUUAACAGUGAAAGGAGUAGAUGUGUUCCACCUCUUCAGAGAUUUCUUUGUGAAACAUAAGAUAGCACUUGAUGUAUGUGGCUCAGUGUGCACUGAUGGGGCCUCCUCUAUGCUAGGAGAAAAUUCAGAGUUUGUUGCUCAUGUGAAGAAAGAGGUUCCACACGUCGUGAUCACUCAUUGUUUAUUGAACCCCCAUGAACUGGUCACAAAGACAUUGCCUGUGAAACUGAGGGAAGCCCUGUUUACUGUGGUUAGGGUGGUCAAUUUCAUCAAAGGGCGGGCACCCAACCAUCGCCUGUUUCAGGCCUUUUUUGAAGAAAUUGGAAUCGAGUAUAGUGUUCUCCUUUUCCACACUGAAAGGAGGUGGCUUUCCCGGGGCCAAAUACUGACUCAUAUUUUUGAAAUGUAUGAAGAAAUAAAUCAGUUUCUUCACCACCAAAGCAGUAAUUUAGUUGAUAGCUUUGAAAAUAAAGAGUUUAAACUUCAUCUAGCAUACCUUGCAGAUUUGUUCAAACACCUCAAUGAACUCAGUGCAUCUAUGCAAAGGACUGGCAUGAACACAGUAUCAGCCAGAGAGAAGUUGUCUGCUUUUGUCAGGAAGUUUCCAUUCUGGCUAAAACGAAUUGAGAAAAAAAAUUUUACCAACUUUCCUUUUCUUGAAGAAAUCAUUGUUUCAGAUCACGAGGCAGUCUGCGUGGCAACGGAAAUAACCCUGCAUCUGCAACGGUUAAGCAGCUUCUUCCACGGGUAUUUUUCCGUGGGAGAUCUUGAUGAGGCAAGUAAAUGGAUAUUGGACCCAUUCCUGUUUAAUCUGGAUUUUGUUGAUGAUGGUUAUUUAAUGAAAAAUGAUCUUGCUGAAUUGCGAGCUAGCGGCCAAAUCCUAAUGGAAUUUGAGACGAUGAAGCUGGAGGAUUUCUGGUGUGCUCAGUUCACAGUGUUUCCAAGCCUGGCAAAGACAGCUCUAGAAAUCCUUAUGCCAUUUGCAACCACUUACCUUUGUGAGUUGGGAUUUUCAUCCCUUUUACAUUUUAAAACAAAAUCUAGAAGCGGCUUUAAUAUGAGCGAUGACAUCCGUGUGGCUAUUUCAAAAAAAGUUCCUCGUUUCUCAGACAUCAUUGAACAAAAGUCACAGCUACAGCAGAAGUCACUGUGAGCUGAUAGGCUUUCUUAAUGUAUAAUGUUUAAUAUAUGCCUAAUCCCAUUGUAAAACUAAGCUAUCACUCUGUCUCUUUCCUUUUCUAUUUAUGGUAUACUGAAUCCUGUGUUUUAAAACUAUAGCUUUUAAUGUGGCAUGUGAAAAUAUGUUUUGAGAAUAGUACAUACACAGCAAGAAAGAUGAAGUACCACAGCUACUUGAUACAUAGGGUUUUUCUCAUUCUGGGUGUCUGUUUAACUUGUCGGUACAAUAUGUAAAAGAUGCACCAGCACCGAAAUAUGCAGGUUAAUGGUCCAAUAGGCUAGGAAUGAAGCCAAGAGAAAGGGGAAGACUCCCAGAGGAUGCAGAUUCGUAUUAAGAGUGAAAGUAAACACAAGGACAGACCCAGCCCUCCCAUUUUCAAGAGGUUGUCAUGGGGAGAUUAAUGAAAUCAAAAGAGAUUAUGAAAUGUUAUGGUGGGAGAAGGGAUGAUUCUAGUGUUUGUAUGACUUAUUUUUAGAUGUAUUCUUUGGAGUUAGUCUCACAAUGUCUGUUCUUCUAGCUCCCAUUGUCUAAAUACCAGAACAUUAAUAAAUAUCCUAACAUCCUAUCAGCCCCUCCUUGUCUUCUUUUAAAUUACAUCAUCGAGGAUGCUACAUAGCAGAU
Messenger RNA from Talpa occidentalis (Iberian mole), 2968 nucleotides. It is a transcript of the gene ZBED8, whose product is annotated as family with sequence similarity 200 member C. NCBI's taxonomy places the organism in Eukaryota, Metazoa, Chordata, Mammalia, Eulipotyphla, Talpidae. The record is from RefSeq and is a predicted model, not a curated record. The coding region runs from base 536 to 2320 and encodes 594 amino acids. The transcript is spliced from 4 exons.